Messenger RNA from Botrytis deweyae, 429 nucleotides. RefSeq lists its product as uncharacterized. Bases 1 to 429 code for a protein of 142 amino acids. The transcript has a single exon. NCBI's taxonomy places the organism in Eukaryota, Fungi, Ascomycota, Leotiomycetes, Helotiales, Sclerotiniaceae. The record is from RefSeq and is a predicted model, not a curated record.
AUGUCACCAACUCAUUACGAAACGGCGAACCUGAUCAGAUCUAUAUACACAACAAGCGUAUACCCGCAACCAAAUAUCACAUCCUACGAAUCCAAUGGCACAUCAACACAUCUUGAAACAGCAGAACCCUCUAGUGAGAACACAGUUCACACAACCCCAACGAUGACCAGACUCGCGCUCAUCUUGGUCUUAAUUAUCGCAAUCUCUGCAUUUAUCUGGUAUCGUUACCAUAAGACAUGGGCCGCCUGGCACAAAAAAUAUAGGGAAGCGAAGGAAGCGAAAGAGGCGAAGAAAGCUAUGCAAGCAAAGGAAACUGCAGAGUUGGAGAAAGCAGUGGAAGAAUCGAGAACGAGCACUUCUAAAGGCAAAGAUUCUGCUCCAGUCAUAUGUAUUAGUGUCUCGGUAUCAACUUUUGAUACCUCAAUUUAA